CAAAUGUCAUAACAUUACAAAAGCACGUGCGGUUUUUAAAUUUUAUAGAAGAUUUUGAUCAAUAAAAUUGAAUAAAAAUGAGGGUUUUAUCAGAAGAACGGACUCGUAUCUUAUUUGAGAAGCUAACUAAAUAUAUUGGUGUGAACGUAAAAUUGCUCAUAGACAGACCAGACGGCACAUAUUGCUUCCGAGAAAAGAAGGACAGAGUUUAUUAUAUAUCAGAAAGACUGCUUCAGCUGGCCCAAACGGUGAAACCAGACCACUUAAUAUCCGCAGGCACUUGCUUCGGCAAAUUCACAAAAACUAACAAAUUCAGACUUCACAUCACUGCUCUGACAUAUAUAGCUCCAUAUGCACAGUACAAAAUCUGGGUAAAACCAUCUUCAGAACAACAAUUUCUAUAUGGCCAUCAUGUUAUUAAAAGUGGUCUCGGCAGAAUCACAGAGAAUACACCGAAACAUCAAGGUGUCGUGAUACAGACAAUGUCGGACAUUCCCAUCGGAUUCGGUGUGACGGCUCGGACGACCACUGAGUGUAGGAACGCUGAUCCGUUAGCCACAAUUGCCUUCCAUCAAGCGGAUAUAGGAGAAUAUAUUAGAUCGGAGGACACUUUGGUAUAGAAUAAAUAGUUAUUUUUA
Molecule: messenger RNA, 638 nt
Organism: Aricia agestis (brown argus)
Lineage: Eukaryota; Metazoa; Arthropoda; Insecta; Lepidoptera; Lycaenidae
Product: 60S ribosome subunit biogenesis protein NIP7 homolog
Exons: 3
Coding region: 78-620 (180 amino acids)
Biological process (GO): ribosome assembly; ribosomal large subunit biogenesis
Cellular component (GO): preribosome, large subunit precursor; nucleolus; nucleus
Molecular function (GO): RNA binding
Source: RefSeq, a predicted model, not a curated record